This is a messenger RNA of Oncorhynchus masou masou (cherry salmon), 793 nucleotides long. Its product is annotated as tumor necrosis factor ligand superfamily member 15-like. Gene Ontology annotation, biological process: immune response. Gene Ontology annotation, cellular component: membrane. Gene Ontology annotation, molecular function: tumor necrosis factor receptor binding. NCBI's taxonomy places the organism in Eukaryota, Metazoa, Chordata, Actinopteri, Salmoniformes, Salmonidae. Bases 1 to 750 code for a protein of 249 amino acids. The transcript is spliced from 4 exons. The record is from RefSeq and is a predicted model, not a curated record.
AUGACAGCUGCUGGCGCUGAGGCAGUUUGCUGUGAGAUCCCUGCGGAGAGUGACAGGAGUCGUUAUGCCCGAGUGAACCGCAGAGACAAAGGGCGGCCAAUGUGCUUCACUCGGUUCGCUGCGCUUGUCUCUUUACUUCUGUCUUGUUUGGUACUCUUGCUAAACGCAUAUCAUCAUAAAGCAGCAGACUACCAGCACACUUCAGCUGGAGGUGGCGUUCAACAGCAGCAGCAAAUUGAAAACAAUCUAAGUGCCCAUCUGACAGCUCCAUACUCAUUUAAUCAUUCAAACGUGAUAUACAUUGAAUGGGAGUACAACCUUGGACUUGCUCACCUUAGCGGCUUUAAGUAUCAUGACUGCGACCUCAUCGUGCUCAGUGAUGGCAUGUACAUGGUUUACCUGCAGAUCACAUUCCGGAGCCCUGGUCACUUUGUGUGUAACGAGGGGGAAUCAGGUUUCAUCCUCACCCAAAAAGUAAUCCUGUUUGCAAAGGGAUACCAAAAAAACAGAGACCUGCUAACAGCAUCUGACACAGUGGACUGCAUUCCCAAAUCGAAUGACUGUCAGCCAACUGGUUCACAGGGCUGCAAGGAGGAGUCAGGGACUCAGUACUGGGAAAAGUCUCUCUGCACGUCCGGGGUGUUUAAACUAAAAGCUGGGGACAGGCUCAGAGUGAGGAAGGGGGACAGGUACCAUGAGCUGAUGCUCCUUCAAGAAGACAGGACAUUUUUUGGGGCACAUCUCAUUUGAUGUUGUUCCCCAGAAACAACAGGUGCAGGGAUAAUAAUGGACU